Molecule: messenger RNA, 3111 nt
Organism: Cladophialophora immunda
Lineage: Eukaryota; Fungi; Ascomycota; Eurotiomycetes; Chaetothyriales; Herpotrichiellaceae
Product: cysteine synthase
Exons: 2
Coding region: 98-1246 (382 amino acids)
Cellular component (GO): cytoplasm
Molecular function (GO): cysteine synthase activity
Source: RefSeq, a predicted model, not a curated record
GAUCAUCCCACUGCUCUUCGUUUUGGGGGACUACACGACUUAGACACACGCGCUCCCCCAGAACAACAGUCUCAACCUCCUGCGUUCCUGCUCAGUCAUGGCCAACGCUUUGCGGACGUCGGUCCGACGCUUUACGACCACAGCUGUUCGUGCAGCGGCUGCCGAGCCAGUUAACGCAUAUGGGAUCCGCGUCUCCAAGGCCCAAGGAGUGGUUGACACGCUUACAGGAGCAAUCGGCAAUACUCCUCUGAUAAGACUACAAAAGCUGUCCGCCGAAACGGGUUGCAACAUCUUGGGUAAAGCCGAGUUCCAAAACCCCGGCGGUAGCGUCAAGGACCGUGCGGCCCUAUAUGUUGUGAAAGAUGCAGAAGAGCGAGGUCUGCUGAAGCCAGGAGGCACCGUCGUCGAAGGGACUGCCGGCAAUACUGGCAUCGGGCUGGCACACGUCUGCCGGGCGAGGGGAUACAAACUGGUCAUCUACAUGCCAAACACCCAGUCACAGGGCAAGAUCGAUCUCCUGAGACUGCUGGGUGCCGAAGUAUAUCCUGUUCCAGCUGUUGCGUGGGAGAACCCAGAAAACUAUAACUGGCAGGCCAAGAGACAUGCAGAGAGACUGCGGAAGGAAGAUCCCGAACACGGUGCUGUAUGGACAAACCAGUUCGACAAUACUGCCAAUCGCCUGGCGCACGUUGUAACGACAGGACCAGAGAUCUGGGCGCAGACAGAUGGCAAAAUUGACGCGUUCACUUGUGCGACUGGAACUGGUGGGACACUUGCCGGCGUCACUCGAUACCUCAAGGACGUCAGCAAUCACUCCGUCAAGUGCUUCCUGGCAGAUCCUCCAGGCUCGGUCCUCUAUUCCUACAUCACCUCCGGCGGCCAGCUCAAAGAGAGAACGGGUAGCAGCAUCACCGAAGGCAUUGGGCAAGGUCGUGUGACCGACAACCUGAAGCAGGAAGUCAAUGAACUCGACGGCGCUCUAAAUAUCUCCGACGAGAAGACUAUUGCCAUGGUGUACCGCUGCUUGGACGAAGAGGGGCUGUACCUCGGAGCCAGCAGCGCACUGAAUGUGGUCGCCGCGAAAGAGGUCGCGGAGAAGCUGGGGCCCAACCACACGGUUGUCACCGUCUUGUGCGACGGAGCAUACAGAUAUGCGGAUCGGCUAUUUAGCGACAAGUGGCUGAAGAGUAAAAACCUGAGAGAAGCGAUACCCCAGCAUUUACAGAAAUACAUUGUGUUGCCAUAGAACAGUCGGAGCAAACGCCAAAGCCAGUCCGAGACCAUUGAGCAGUGAACACUCUCACACCACGUACUCGAAACACGGCGUUUACGGAUUCAAUCCGAUCAUAUUCUAUGGACGAUUGAUGUAUUCGCCGGGCGACCGAGCGAUAAGCCAUGGCAUCCAACUAUUUCGAUCAAGUCCCGGGCUUUUCAUCUCAGCUGAGACUGUCAGAGUGUGAAAGGUGCGUUGAUUGCUUGCCUAGAGCCCUUCAGGCCCAAGGGCAAGACGAUAAACGUUGUAAACACAAGAGGUCGGUGACGGUCAUGUGAUUAGUAAUCAUGUGAUACUGAUCACGUGGCAAUUUUGACAGAGACGAGCUCUUCCUAUGAGACUUUCCGACUCCGUCUCCCUACCAGGCCUUGGAGACGAUCCAAUGGUUUUCAACUCGCACACAAGAACAUCCGCCGCCACGGCCUCCUCUGGUCAUGAAUGCUUUCUAAGUCAUGACCUCCACUUGCGCACCUCUUUGGGUAACGACCUGGUUGCUCAAAACCCGCGCAUGGCCAGCUGCUUCUUCUCGUCACUCUCAUAGCACUGAAUUGCCCCGAUCCAAUACUGCGUGUGGUGGCAGACGUCCUGGGAGUUGUCGAUGCUCCAGCUCCCGUCACCGGUGCAGUCGUGGUUCUUCCACAGCAUGCACUCGGCAAAGACGCCUGUGCACUCGGUGAUCCAGACGUUGUUCAUGUCGAUCAGGAGAGAGUGGCACGCGAAGUCGUUGAUGACGUACUCUUCGACCGAGUGCUGGCCGCAGCCGGCGUCGUUGAAUUCGAAGAUGCAGCACUCGGUGCAGGUGGAGCUGGGUCGCGGGUCAGGUAAGGUCAGCCAACAAGAAAUCAUCCCCGAGGUAAAGGAUCGGCAAGCUUUCUGUGUGGGAUGUGACAAGAUGAGCGAAAGAGUGAAGUUGUGGCUUACCAUCCCGCCUGGUUUUCGGGUUGGGUUGGGCCGCAGGAAGCUUGCUGGGUGAGGUUGCGAGGCGCCAGAAAUCGAACACCGCUCGCGACAGACAGGUCUGCUGUUGGCGGCGGCAUGGCGGCGGCGAGGUGCAGAUUGACCAGCAUCGAGACAGCCAGCGCGGCGAGGAACACGACGACGUUGUUGAUGGUGCAAGUCAUGAUGAGCUUCUUGGUCCGUUGAUGAUGGUUUGAUCGUGAGCUCGGCGUGUGUGCACGGGGUUAACGAAGUGUGAUGUUCAAGUGAGGAAACUAGUCCAGACAGAGAAAAACGAGAAGAUACGGUGAUGACCAGACCGCGAACUUGCAGAGUCUCGCUCGUGCUUCACUGAACAAGUGAAAUUCACGCAUGCCAUCCUUUGUCACUGUCGUCGUCACUGCGGCUGCCGUUACGUCUUUGCUUCAUACUAAGCCUAGACAUGUGAAAGCAUCAAGUCAAGACAACCCUCCCUUUUCUGUGUAGCAGAGGUACCUCUACGCCGGAAGAUCCACAUAUCUUACGAGGAUUUAACAUGCUCCGAUGCCUCAGUCAGACACGACAUGCAAGGGUCAAAAAGCAUCGCAAAGCACUCGUGACGGCGUGACGGUUUGACGCUGCGUCGAAGUCAAAAGCAGGGGAUGCGAAUGCAGCGGAAUACAGCACGUACAAGAUCAAGGUGCGACGCAAAGGGACUGGCUGGCAAAAAGGCUGGGAAGGAAAAUGAAAAGCAAUGAAAAACAUCCUCCCGACGACGACGCGGUACAUGGAUCACACACACGCGCAAGAAAGAAACCUCCAAAGCGAAUGGGUUUUGUAUUCGUCGUGUCCUGUGCAAGAUGCUCCCUGCAACAAGCUUCUUCUGUGGUAGUCAAAAAGUAUAGAAUAAGCGACACUCGAGC